Messenger RNA from Didymella exigua CBS 183.55, 1521 nucleotides. RefSeq lists its product as uncharacterized. Gene Ontology annotation, molecular function: protein binding. NCBI's taxonomy places the organism in Eukaryota, Fungi, Ascomycota, Dothideomycetes, Pleosporales, Didymellaceae. Gene Ontology annotation, cellular component: nucleus. The transcript has a single exon. The record is from RefSeq and is a predicted model, not a curated record. The coding region runs from base 1 to 1521 and encodes 506 amino acids.
AUGCCGGAGGCUGUUGCUAUGGAGUCCUGGAGGCCGUCACUAUACCGCACGCACGAUGUUCAGACGCCUUCGCCGGCACCAGAAGCUGUGGGCCAGUUGAUUGAGGCGGCGAGCUCGUGCAGCACGCGUCUCCAGGCCGAUCCUUACAAUGCCGGGAUCUGGACGGAGCGGGCAGACUACUACCUGCAGCUGAACUACCCCGAGCUUGCGGUCGGCGACGCGUACAGAGCAAAACUGCUCUUCGAGCGUGCAGACGCAGCCCCAGACCGCCGGGGACCCAGUAACGGGUUAGGAGAGCCGCUCGUUCCAGACGAACAAGUCCGCAUCAACGCAUACGCCGUCCUGGGCCAGGCACUCUACGACUGCCACUGCCACUGGGAGUGCUUCGAGUUCUGGCUCGAGCUCACACAAGCCAAACACCUCCCCCAACUAUCGCGCCUAGCACUCACCAAAGCCAACGCACUGAAACAGCUGCUCGCGCAGAAGAAGCAGGCCGCCGCCCCCUACAGCGGCACACCGCAGCAGCAGCGCGACAGACUACGCGAUGGAAGCGUGGUCACCGUGCACUACCCGUGGAUGGAGAGGCGCCAUCGCAGCCGGAGCCCCGAAGUGAUUGAAAACGUGAAUCACGAGUUGCAGCGCAACGUCCAGCCCCCCGCGCUGCGCGUGGGUAGCAGCACCCUCGCGCCCGUCGCAGAUAUGCUGGGUGUAUUCGCAACCCGAGCCGUGACGAAGGGCGAAUGCAUACUCAUCGACCGCACCGCGACCAGCGCCGUGAGCCAGUCCCCACCACUCCCGCACUGCGAGACAUGCUACGAUGCGCCCCUCACAGCGCCAAUCAACAUGGAUUGCUGCUCCGCGCUCUUCUGCUCCUCUCUGUGCCGCGACCUUGCGAUGGAUACUUACCACCGCGCCCUCUGCGGGCAGGACUUCUCCUGGCUCUCCAGCCCCGCAGCGUCCCUGCAGGAGAACGCAAGCCCCAUGCGUCCCCUCCUCCUCUUCCGCUUCCUCGCGCUCUGCGUCGCCGCCGGCCCGUGCAUGCACCCUCUGGACCACGGGCUCAUCGCCCGGCUCUCUCCGCUCGCCAACUGCGGGCAUCUCGACGUCUUCACGCUCGCCGAGUCAGUCGCUGCGCCGCUGCAGAUACUGGGACAGCUGGGCGUCGACGUGUUCGCCGACGCGCGCUUCGACACUAUGGUGUUACACGCCAUCUGGUGCCGUCUCGCCAACAACAAGGCGGGGAGCUGCGACCCGCAGCUGGGUUUCGUCGACGAGAUCACGCCGUUCUUGCCGCUGUUUAAUCAUAGUUGCGAGCCAAGUGUCGAGUAUAGGAAAGAGGGGGGGAGUACUACGGUGCGGUUCUUCGCGUUGAGGGACAUUGGAGAGGGCGAGGAGGUCUUCGACAGCUAUCAGGAUGUCGAGGACGCGCCGAGGAGGGAGAGGAUUGAGCGCAUGUGGCCGUGGUUCGAGCAGCCGUGCUUGUGUGGGCGGUGCAGGAGGGAGGCCGAGGGAGGUGAGUAA